AUGGGCGACAGUCUAGCAUACCGGCCUAAAGAUGGCGACGAUGGCGGCCGCAACGAGCAGAAUGAAGAUGAAGAUGAGGAGAUCGAUGAGACUGGGUACAAAGCCGUCAAAGAUGCAGUCUUGUUCGCCAUUGAGGUGAGCGAAUCAAUGCUUCGAAAGCCACCAAAGUCAUCUUCCAAGAAUGCCGACACUAAUUCGCCACUACUCGCGGCGCUCAAGUCUGCUUACCAUUUGAUGCAGCAGCGCAUCAUUGCUUCGCCCAAAGACUUUAUGGGUGUCCUGCUUUAUGGAACAGAAGCCUCGAAGUUCUAUGAUGAGGACGAACAUUCUCGGGGCGGCUGGUCAUUCCCUCACUGCUACCUCCUAAUUGAUCUCGAUAUCCCAGAAGCCGAUGACGUGAAGGCAUUGAAGCGACUGGCGCAAGAUGAUGCUGCCGAGUCUGCGAGGCUCUUCACUCCAGCAAAGGAGACCGUUGGGAUGCAUACCGUUCUCUUCUGUGCCAACCAGAUCUUUCAGCAGAAAGCUUCCAACUUUACCUCUAGGCGGCUCUUCCUGGUGACUGACAAUGACAACCCCCAUAUGGACAACAAAGCAUUCCGCUCCCAAGCUACAGUGCGUGCCAAAGAUCUAUAUGACCUGGGAGUCACAAUCGAGUUGUUCCCCAUCUCCUCACCUCAACACGAAUUCGAUUCCAAGAUCUUCUACGACGAUAUUGUGUACAAGACCACACCCAGUGAUCCCGAUGCUGUCAUUUACAACCCCUCUGCUGUCAUUGAUGUCGGCACCUCGAAGCUGAAGACAGGCUCAACAGAUGGCAUAAACUUGUUGCAAAGUCUUCUGUCCAAUAUCGCGUCUAAGAUCACCCCAAAGAGAGCAUUGUUCUCUGCUGUACCUCUCGAGAUCGCGCCCAACCUCAAAAUCUCCGUCAAAGGCUACCUACUCUAUAAACACCAGCAACCGGCACGAAGCUGCUACAUCUAUCUGGGUGGCGAGAAGCCGCAGAUUGCAACUGGCAGCCGCUCUUUGGUAGUUCCAGAUGAGCGCCGGGAGGUCCAGAAAGAAGACAUGCGCAAAGCGUUCAUCUUUGGAGGAGAGAAGAUAUCUUUUUCGAUGGACGAAGUUAAGAAGCUGCGUGAUUUCGGAGAUCCUGUCAUUCGCAUCAUUGGGUUCAAGCCUCAAGCAAAGCUGCCGCUGUGGGCAAACGUCAAGAAUUCCACCUUUUUGUAUCCAUCAGAGGAAGACUACGUCGGCAGCACCCGCGUCUACAGCGCUUUGUACCAGAAACUACGUAAGGCCCAGCUCUUCGGCCUAUGCUGGUUCAUUCCGCGUCGAAACGCCACUCCCGUUAUGGCUGCCUUGAUUCCUACGCUGUCUGCAGAUAAUUCUGAUGAGGACACCGACCCUAUUGCAAUGUCAAUAACGGAAGCUCCACAAGGCCUACAUCUGAUACCAUUGCCGUUCGUGGAUGACAUCCGACAGAACCCACCCAGUACACAUGAUGCUCCGCUUCGCGCGCCGGACAAGCUUGUUGAUGCUAUGAGACCCAUGAUUCAGCAGCUCCAUUUACCAAAAGGAAUCUAUAACCCCUCCAGGUAUCCGAACCCAAGCUUGCAGUGGCACUAUCGGAUUUUACAAGCGCUUGCACUGGACGAAGACCUGCCGGCAAAGCCUGAGGAUAAGACGAUCCCAAAGCACAGACAAAUCGACAAACGCGUUGGGAACGAAGCCAUUGAAUGGGGGAAAACUCUCGAGGCAACAUACAAAGAAUACCUGUCCGAGAAUCCAGAUGCUGCGACUAUUGGGUCAAAGCGGACCACGAAUGGUGCAUCCACUGCCGGUCGUGGCGCUGCCGAGAGCAAGAAAGUCAAGACCGAGCCCGGUGAAAUCAUCAGCGAGGCUCAAAUGAGAGGACUGUAUCAGAGUCAGAAGAUCAAUUCGCUCACAGUCCCGCAGCUGAAGGACUUCUGUACCAUCAAGAAGAUACCAGUUGGCGGCAAGAAGGCCGACAUAGUCGAGAGGAUCGAAAGCUGGUUCGAGCGAGGAUGA
Cyphellophora europaea CBS 101466 is the source of this 2046-nucleotide messenger RNA. RefSeq lists its product as uncharacterized. The transcript has 2 exons. NCBI's taxonomy places the organism in Eukaryota, Fungi, Ascomycota, Eurotiomycetes, Chaetothyriales, Cyphellophoraceae. The record is from RefSeq and is a predicted model, not a curated record. Gene Ontology annotation, biological process: cellular response to X-ray; double-strand break repair via nonhomologous end joining; telomere maintenance. The coding region runs from base 1 to 2046 and encodes 681 amino acids. Gene Ontology annotation, cellular component: Ku70:Ku80 complex; nucleus. Gene Ontology annotation, molecular function: double-stranded DNA binding; damaged DNA binding; telomeric repeat DNA binding.